UCGUGUACCUAUUUAUAUUCACCCGUGGGGGUAAACAUGACUAUAUAUACUGCGAUUACUUAAAGUUUUGCAUACGCAUUCGCAGCCGCAUUAAGCAUUUAGCAGUUCACCGGGUAGUCACAUCUGCAAAAUACACUCAACCGACAAUGCAAGGACUUAAGACUGUGAGUUUCCUGUGCGUGGCUUUCGCCUGCUUGGCGCACGCCGCGGUAAUCAACGAGCCGUCCGCACCCGCUCAAUACGACUUCAGCUACGCCGUCAACGACCCGGUCACCGGUGACCAAAAGGAUCAACAGGAAACUAGAAACGGUGACGACGUUACCGGUUACUACCGCACCGUGGACUCGGACGGUUUCCUGCGCACAGUCAAAUACAAGGCCGACGCUGUCAACGGAUUCACCGCCGAAGUCCUCCGUGAACCGGUCAACGGUGCCGUCGCCGUGCCAGUCGUCGCAAAGGCUGCCGCCGUCGUCAAACCAGCCGUCGUCCCGGUGGUCGCCCCGGCCGUCGCACCCGCCCCGUACGUCAGCCCCGUCCCGUACGUCGCACCGGUAACUCCUUACUACUCCGGUUACCCGUACAACUAUCAGCCGUACUCGUACGGUUACCAACAGUACCCGUACAGCGCCGGCUACUCUCCGUACUCGUACGGUCAAUACGCUUACAACGGCCAAUACGGUUACCCAUUCGUCCGCAAGUAAAUAUUACGUCCGAAAAAACGGGUCCCCGCCACGCGUGUACAUAACUCAACGCUCGUCCCGCGAAAUGUCGCUCCUGCAUCAUGUUUCGCGCCAGCAAUGACGAUAAGUUGAACAUAAUGUAAUAAUAUUAAUUUCUUCGAUAUUGUAUUUUCGUCUGUUUAAAAUUUGUAUCUGUCUUUUUAUUGUGUACUUACGAUGAUAUUAUGUAAACAAAAAUAAUUGCAUUGAUCAAUAAAGUGUACGUGUAAGUACGUUUGUUUCUUCUAUAUAUAA
This is a messenger RNA of Aphis gossypii (cotton aphid), 974 nucleotides long. Its product is annotated as cuticle protein 7-like. Gene Ontology annotation, cellular component: extracellular matrix. Bases 147 to 701 code for a protein of 184 amino acids. The record is from RefSeq and is a predicted model, not a curated record. NCBI's taxonomy places the organism in Eukaryota, Metazoa, Arthropoda, Insecta, Hemiptera, Aphididae. The transcript is spliced from 2 exons.